CAUAAAUGGCAGCGUUUUGUCAAUAGAAAAUUCCUGAACUUUCAAGAUAUAUCGAUUCGAGAUGGAUACGUUUCACCCAGGAGGAAUUUUCAAAAAUCUUCCACUAGGAAACAAAUCUUUUCGUACUAACACCACAUCUCGCUUGUGUUGGAACAUUAUGUUCAUUAACAAGAGGAUUAAAUGGCUAUAUGGUGCCAAGAUGACGUACAGCCCAAAGGGCCGCUUCCUACUCCCGUACUUUAUCGUAUUAAUGACCUUGUUGAUUUUAAUCAUCGUCUGGCUCAAUACAAAUCAAAAUUUUGAAAUGUCGACUCAGUGCAGCCCAUCAGAGGCAAAUGAAUUCAACGGCUUCUACCUCAGGCGGAAGCUGUCAAGCAACAACAACAACAUCUUUUUCAUUGAGUCUUCCUGUAUGACGAGAGAGAUGAACAACUCCAAAGGUAUUCGUCUAAAUUCAAGACAGGCAUGCGCCAUAUAUUCAGCAGCAAAAAAGAAUCCGACGAGAUAUAUUGUGCUCUUUCAUUCCUGCCCGCUUGAUAACGAUUUCUAUGAAAAAGCUAGUCCUGUAAUUAAGGAAUUACUCGAUCUUCCAAAUGUCGCCAUCGUCAGUAAGGCUAUCAUUGAUAUAUACACUGGCUCAUUACUGGAGCCUCUUAUACAUUCGGGGAAAAUCUUCCAAUCCCAGUAUCCCAUAGAGCACAACGCUGAUAUAUUAAGAAUAUUUCUUGUUUAUCUAUUCGGUGGCGCGUACAUGGAUAUGGAUGUCGUAAGUUUAAAACCUCUUGAUGAUCUCGGCCAUAAUUUCAUAGGAGCCCAAGAAGAGACUCAGCUAGGCUCAGGUGUUUUCCAGUUUGAUUUUGAUGGAAAUGGACACGAAUACUUAAAGAGGAUAUUACAAGAGGUGGUUCAAAAUUACGAUCCGUACACAUGGGCUGGAAAUGGACCCGUACUAGCUGGGCACGUCUUACAAAAAUUUUGUAAUAUGUCAGCUGUUAUUGAUUGGAGGAUAGUCGGGAAAAUACCAGGGUGUAAUAUAACAGUCCACCCACCCAAGGUGUUCUACCCAAUUGAGUACUCCUCCUGGAGCACUUACUACAACGAGUCCAAGGCCGAUUAUGUCAAGGAACAACUCAAGGAAACGUACGUCGUCCAUGUAUGGAACCACCUGAGUCGCCAAGCAGAUGUGAUCAUCGGGUCGAACCAGCCGUAUGGAAAUAUUGCCAAGGAGCAUUGUGCUCCCAUAUACUGGAAAUCGAAGCAUCAUUUUUGAAAAGCUGAAUAGUUUUUCAACCUAUCUAGUCGUUUGGCUUUAUACGUUACAUAUUUUUGUUUUUAUGAAUAAUAUGUUUAUUCAAUUUUCACACAUUUUUUUCCAACCAAAGAUGCAAGAUGCAACCACAGUCCAAAUUUUGGCUUGCAGAGUUUACCUAUGUUAAUUUAAAUGUUUAUUUAAUUAACAAAUAUAAAUAUGUUUAUGUUUAUAAUGAGACAGCUAUUGUCUCUGAACCUCACGUCCACAUUAAUAAAUAAAUAAUUUAUUAAUUAUAUAUUAAAACAAGUUUAGGGACCCAUGUUAAUACAAGAGAUAAACUAUAUUUUUUGUGUAACAUGUUAUAAUCUAAAUAUAAUCUUGUUACCAUUUUGAUCAACAUUCAAGAAUCUUUAUAUAUUUUAUUUUUCUAUUUAUAGUUCAACAUAGAGUGUAUGUUUGCCAUGUUGUACAUUUAUAUGUGAUUUAAAUGUGUAAUUAUAAUAUCUAUUUGUAUA
Messenger RNA from Cimex lectularius (bed bug), 1767 nucleotides. Its product is annotated as alpha-1,4-N-acetylglucosaminyltransferase-like. The record is from RefSeq and is a predicted model, not a curated record. Bases 62 to 1270 code for a protein of 402 amino acids. Lineage: Eukaryota; Metazoa; Arthropoda; Insecta; Hemiptera; Cimicidae. The transcript has 6 exons. Gene Ontology annotation, biological process: glycosphingolipid biosynthetic process. Gene Ontology annotation, molecular function: hexosyltransferase activity.